GUCUUGUGGAUCCCUGAGCGGUGCACAGAAGGAAAAGAGGGCAAGUGGGCGGCUUAUGAUCUGUUCUUUGCCGGGACAAGUGAGCCGAACUCUGAUUUCUCCCAAGUUACCUGUGCGGGUGAACUUUAAACUGAACUCCUAGGCUCACGCUGACGCUUUUUCUCCAGCCCGAGGAUUUUCUUUUCAUCUCCAGAGGGCUGGAUUUUUGCCCUUAUGGGGAAAGAUGCCUGGGAGAGGAGUAGGAUUACAAUGUGGGAUGCUAGGGACACACCAGCGAGUUGGAGUGUGUUGGUUCUACUCUUCAGAAAGCCCUGACAAGUGUUCCUGAAAUGAACACUCUUGCUUCAUUUUUAAAAAAAGAUUAUACCUCUAUUUAUUUUUAUUUUUUUGGACUGUGGAUAUUCCUGACGUAGAAACCAGAUGCCACAGUGUGGCAAGUAUAACAAUAAUGGGGGGGGGGGAUUUGCUGUUCUUAACUCCUCAUUUUCCUUUUCUCUAUAAUUGGGUGACGUGGAAGUAAUGUUUUUGUAUAAUGCCUGUCUGACUCUCAGUAAGUGGGAAAGAGCAGGCUCAUUCUAAGGACCUGGAAUAAUUUUAAAGACGAAGCUUUUGUUUGUUGGGCAGUCCUUUGUCUGUGCAUCAGUUUUGAUGUGAAAGAAGAUGAAAAAAGAAGGUGCUUCAGGGUCCUUCAGAUUGAAGUCAAAUUCUGCUUCCCUCUCACGUGCUGUGAGUUGGAUAAAUUUCUCCUCCUUGUCCAGGCAGACAAAGAGGCUCUUUCGUAGUGAUGGAGAGCUCUCGGUUUGUGGGCAGCAGGUGGAAGUGGAUGAUGAAAACUGGACAUACAGAACCCAGCCCAGAAAAGCGGUUUCUAACCUAGAUGAGGAGAGCAGAUGGACUGUCCACUAUACUGCUCCCUGGCAUCAGCAGGAAAAUGUUUUUCUUCCCACCACUAGACCUGCCUGUGUGGAGGACCUGCAUCGCCAAGCCAAGCUCAACCUCAAAUCUGUAUUAAGGGAGUGUGACAAAUUACGGCGGGAUGGCUACCGAAGUUCUCAGUAUUACUCCCAGGGGCCCACCUUUGCAGCCAACUCCAGCUCACUCUGUGAUGAGGAUUAUCAAGAUGAGGAUGAUGAAACAGAUCAAAAAUGUUCUAUUUCUUCAUCAGAAGAAGAAAGACUUAUUUCCACCAGAAGACCUAAAACACCAACCUCAAGUGACUUCUCAGACAUUAAUAUUCACACAAACUGGACCAAGUCACUUCCUCUGCCAACCCCAGAAGAGAAGAUGAGACAGCAAGCCCAAACAGUCCAGGCUGAUGUGGUUCCUAUUAACAUAACUGGGGAGAAUUUCGAUCUCCAGGCCAGCCUUCGGCGGUCUCUAAUUUACACAGAUACUCUGGUAAGACGACCGAAGAAAGUCAAAAGGAGAAAGACUAUUACAGGAGUCCCUGACAACAUACAGAAGGAGCUAGCAUCGGGCACUGGACAAGAUGAUAUUGGCAGUCACUCCAUGUACUACCCAGACCACUACUCUACACUCGGAAGGCUUGAAAGCUAUCCAUGCACUGGGCAGCGUUCAGAGACCAGGGACUCCAGCUGCCAGACUGAGGAAGUGAAAGUCGUGCCUCCUUCAAUGAGAAGAAUCAGGGCACAAAAAGGGCAGGGCAUUGCUGCCCAAAUGAGUCACUUCUCAGGUUCUUCUGGGAACAUGUCAGUCCUGAGUGAUUCUGCUGGUAUUGUACUCCCUUCUCGCCUCAACAACGAAGCAGGCUUCCACAGUCUUCCACGUUCAGGGGCAAGGGCACACAUUCAGUCCCAUGAACCAUGUUUGGGUGUCCUGGGCCCUACAGAAGAUAUAGGUGACAGUUUUCCCUACCGGAGGAGUAAUUCACAAGUUGAUGAAAACUUAGGAUCUCUAGGAGGUGCCUCAAAGACUGGUGCACUUUUGCGACCCAAAUCCCAGGAACUGAGGCACUUUGAGUGUGAAAACCUAACAAGCCCAGCAUGUGUGGUUUCUCCUCAUGCUACCUACUCUACCAGCAUUAUCCCAAAUGCCACACUGUCCUCUUCUUCAGAGGUUAUUGUUAUUCAUGCUGCUCAGAGCUUAGGGCACCUGGACAGUAAAAUCACCAGCACAGCUUCAUACACAAAGUUAAAAUCCAGAGACCACCUCCUCUCCAAGCAUGCCAACAAAGAUGAUCACCGAUCUCUUUGUGGUAACUGGAAUCAGGAUCACACCACCACUCUUUCACAGGCCUUAGCUCCCCAUUCUCCCAGUGCAGCCCCACAGUUGUCCCUCAGUGAUUCCACAGGCUCUCUAAGUACUCCAGAAAAUGGGGAGAAUAGGUCCCAAACCAUUGUCUAUAAAUGUAGAAACAACCUGAACUUACCAGCUCACCCCCAGGAUGUGGAUGGCAAGAAUGAGGCCAGUUACUUUGGAGGCAGAGUACAUGGUGAAGCUGAGUCCUGGGAAUACAGUGCCUCGGCUAAUGGUCAGGCAUCCCCACUAAAGUCACAUCUGGCAACUUCAGGCUACUCCACUCCUGUCAGUAACGUCAACAGCUGCAAUUCGGACCAAGCCUCAAACAGAGAUGAUGCUAGAUCCCUAUAUUCAGACGAUCAGGAUGGUUAUUACACACCUAUGCACGUGGACUCUAGACAGGGAUCUGGGAAUCUGUGCAAUAGCAACAAUGGCUUUGGGAACCCCCGACACAGUGUAAUCAAUGUUUUUGACGGGAGAACUCAGAAGAACCAAGGGAACUGGCCCAGUUGCCAUGAUAAGUCACUUUCAAGAAACAUUUCUUUGAAGAAAGCAAAGAAGCCUCCUCUGCCACCCUCAAGAACAGAUUCUCUCCGCAGGGUUCCCAAGAAGAACAUCCAGUCUAACGGGCAGGUGCUAAAUGAGACCCUGAUCGCCUCACUCCAACAAUCUCUGCAACUCAACCUCCUGGGCAAGGGCAGCAGCUCGCCUUCCCAGAGUCCCUGCAGUGACUUUGAGGAACCCUGGCUGCCUCGCUCCCGAAGCCAGAGCACAGUGAGUGCAGGCAGCAGCAUGACUUCUGCCACCACCCCUAAUGUCUACUCCCUGUGUGGUCUCACACCUGCACAGAGUGACACAAGCAGUGUCAAGUCUGAGUACACAGAUCCUUGGGGUUACUACAUCGACUACACAGGUGUGCAAGAAGACUCAGGUAACCCGAGCGGGGGCUGCCCAGCCAGCAGUGGGGCACCAACCAGAAACGGGUCUGUCCGCCACAUCCAAGAGGGAUCCAAGGCUGAGCUGCCCCAAGGAUCAGGUGGCCCAGUCAAACCAAAGAUCAUAUCCCCGGAGAAGUCUCACCGAGUCACUUCUCCAUCCAGUGGAUAUUCCAGCCAGUCAAAUACACCCACAGCGGUCACCCCUGUGCCUUUGUUUUUAAAAUCAGUGUCACCAGCAAACGGGAAAGGGAAGACCAAGCCCAAGGUGCCGGAAAGAAAGUCUUCUUUGGUAUCUUCUGUGUCCAUUUCCUCCUCAUCUACUUCUCUUUCUUCCAACACUUCCACAGAAGGAAGCGGGACUGUGAAGAAGCUGGAUUCAGUACUGACUUCCCACUCUUCUCUUCAGUCUCCAGGCCAUGCUGACAAGUCUUUGCUCUCCCUGGCCCCUCCUUUAGCAGAUCCUUGUGAGGGUUCUCCCCUACCACAUUCUCCUCUGUUCCCGCCUCCACCUCCAGAAGUUCUCACCCCUCUUUGUUCUCCCACUGAAGCCUGCUUCCCCCCUCCCACUAAUACACUGAGCCCCUUGCUUCUGGAAUCUACUCCUGUGCCAUCUCCUCCACCUUCCUUACCCUUCACAGCUCCUCCUCCUGCUCCACCCCUUGACCCCAAAUUAAUGAAAGACACCAGACCUUCUUUCAAAAAAUCUGGCCAUCCACAGUCUUCCCAGGAGGCCCUCACUAAACAGUCUUCUCACAAGGAGGAGGGCAGUAAACCCCCCAUGCCCUUGAUAACCACCCAAGCAUUACAGACGGUGCAGUUGAGGCCGGUGAAAAAGACCUCAGGAACCGAGGCAGUGCUGUUGCAUGAACAAAUAUCUCAGGAAAAACGAACUCCGAUUCUUCCCCAGUAUCAUUUAAAGCCAUCUGCUUUCCUGAAAUCCCGAAAUAGCAUAAAUGAAAUGGAGAGUGAAAGCCAGCCUGCCUCCCUGACAAGCUCGUUUCCGACUCCUGCCAAGAGCCCGAGUCAGGGUCACCAGGACAGUGCAGUUGAGCGUGGCCUCCAGCACCGCAGUCUGGGCAGCACUGGGGAGCCAGAGGCCGCAGGGCCAGGCCCCAGGACUGCUCAGCUCCAGGAGUCCCCAGACCCUUCACCCAGCAGGAAGCCUCCCCCCAUUUCCAAGAAGCCCAAACUGUUCCUCGUGGUGCCACAUCCACAGAGAGAUCCCACAGUAGAGCCCACAGGGAACGUGAGUGAAACAGCGCCCAGCCCCAUGAGAGGAGAGGCAGAGAGUGGUGCAGCCACUGCUGGUUCUGAUGAGCCGGUUUCCAUCAGCUUGGUUCAGGAGGGAGGAGCUGCAGGAUCUGCAUCCCUGGCCAGAGUGGAAGCCAAUGUCCGCAUGGUGCAGCCUGAUGCCCCAGCAACUCCCAAGCAGGAGCCAGGCUCUGAGAAGCAUUCAGAUGGUGGGGGCGAUGUGGAGAACUGCGAAUGUCUGCAGGAUGGAGGGCCUGAAGUGCUGGAGACCAACACAGCUGAUUCUUCCUUUGAGGCCUGUGACUUCCUUAAGGAAGAAGGGAGUGAUAAGGUGAUGACCCCUAGUAGACCCCGGACCACAGAAGACCUUUUUGCAGCUAUUCACAGAUCCAAGAGGAAAGUCCUUGGUCGGAAAGAUUCAGAUGAUGAUCACACCCGAAACCAUUCUCCUUCACCACCAGUGACACCCACUGGUGCUGCCCCCAGCCUCACCUCCCCAAAGCAAGUGGGAUCCAUUCAGAGAAGUGUCCGAAAGAGCAGCACCAGCAGUGACAACUUCAAAGCUCUGCUUCUUAAAAAGGGGAGUCGAUCUGAUACCGGUGCCCGCAUGUCAGCAGCAGAAAUGCUUAAGAACUCAGAUCCUCGGUUCCAGAGGUCAAGGUCGGAGCCUUCACCAGAUACUCCAGAGAGUCCAUCCAACUGUUCACCAAACAAGAGCAGAAAGGCCCAAGAGGAAUGGGCCAAGAAUGAAGGCUUGAUGCCUCGGAGCCUCUCCUUCUCUGGCCCUAGGUAUGGCCGCAGUCGAACACCGCCCUCUGCAGCCAGCAGCAGGUACAGCAUGCGGAACAGAAUCCAGAGCAGUCCUAUGACUGUCAUCUCAGAAGGAGAAGGGGAAGCUGUGGAGCCUGUAGACAAUAGGCCUGCCUUGGCCCUGGUCGCUGCAAAGGGAUGUUCACUGGCUGGGGCCGCGGCCCUCGUCGCUGCAAAGGGAUGUUCACUGGCUGACUCAGGGGGAGAUCAAAUGAAUGAGGGCAGCCUACUCUGUGGUGGGGAGCCCACUGCCUCACUGCAGUCACAGCUGCCUGGUUCCACAGAUGUGAUGGCUGGUGCAGAGGGCAGAGACCCAUCAGAACAGAUCAGAGGGCCACUGAGAGAAGAGAGUUAGGAGCAAGAACAUGAAUCUCCCAGGUGAUGUGAGAUAGAUGUGCUACACAUUGCUCUAGGAAGCCUGACAGGUACUCUUCCCUGCCUUGUCCCACAUCCCACCCAGUUUGUGCUGCAGUGGAAGGUGGGAGGGGCUAUGUACAACUCAUUUGGCACAUGCCCUGUGGUUUAAAAACAAGUAGAAGCUUAACUUCUGAAAGUGCUUCCUGAGGAAGUUUUGUUUGUGUUUCUAUUUUGCUAAAUACUAGGGGGUGUGUGUGUGUGUGUGUGCAUUCUGAACCCUUUUUUAUGCUUAGCACACACAGAGACAGCAUGUAGAGACAUAGGAGAAAGAGUUAACCUAGGUAAAGUAAUGGAGGCUUCUGGAAUAGGUGGUAAGUAAUUGCUUUACAAGUAUUCCAUUUAUGGACACUGGAGAGGAAGGGAGAGGACCAUUGCUUUUGAGAAAGAGAGGAUACAUGUAUUGGUUCUGAAAGCCCAGAACACAUGGGUAGAUGCACAGGUAUACUUUCUUGGUGAGUCAUGUUAUGAUGAAAGUGCUAAGUGACUUAUUGGUUCAGGUACUUUUUUCUGGGGAAAAAAGGCUUUUUUUUUUUUUUUUUGUAAAAGUGACAAACAGGUGGAAGUGGCAAUGCUGUGACUUGGAGCCUGCUGCUGUGCAGCCACAGACACACAGCUUUUAGCCUGACUUUUAGAAACAUGGGGCAGUUUUUUUAAAAAAUGAACUUUCAAUUUUAUUAGCAGCUGAGACCUUCUGUGAGAAAUGAAAUUAUGGUGUGCAUAGAGGGGGUGAGAGAGCAGAGAGAUGGGAAGAGGAGUACGUGAUACACUGCUGGACUUGUUUCCUGCUUAGUAAAUAAAAUUAUUUUUCAGAGUUAAAUUUGAAAACUUGCACUACAGAUCUGUGGGCGGCGCUUUUCCCUUCUACAAGUGUUUUUACCAGAGUUUAAACUUCCAUUUGGCAAUUUCUUAAUCACUUGAAAUGUGAACAUUUGCUAACUUUUGGAUAUCCUUUUGGUUACACCAAAGAAAAAGUUACAGCUAUUUUACCUUGAACUGCUUGCAAUAUCAGGUCCUCAUUUAGAAAAGUUUAUCAAAAUCUAUUAUAUGUUAUCUUACAUUGAAGAAAAUGCUAAAUCUUGUUAGUUAAAUAAACUGAUGAAAAUUGGCAGGGCCUGGUGAGUAAUUAACCCUGAGAAAUGAGUUUCUAGAUUAAAAAGAGUUUUUGCAUCA
Erinaceus europaeus (western European hedgehog) is the source of this 6845-nucleotide messenger RNA. It is a transcript of the gene NHSL1, whose product is annotated as NHS like 1. The transcript has 8 exons. The record is from RefSeq and is a predicted model, not a curated record. NCBI's taxonomy places the organism in Eukaryota, Metazoa, Chordata, Mammalia, Eulipotyphla, Erinaceidae. Gene Ontology annotation, biological process: cell differentiation. Bases 661 to 5613 code for a protein of 1650 amino acids.